CAAUCAGUCAACAAAUCAAAACAAAAUAACAUCGCAAGACAAAAAUAAAUAUUAUUGAAAAUUCCUGCAAAUAUAUAUUUUUUAAAGAGUUUUAUGUAUAAAUGUUCGUAUAAUAUAAUAAAAAAAUUGUUCUAUAGUAUAAGUCCUUCCGAUUAUAAAAUGGUUCGACAUUUUCCAAAUCCAUACGAGGAUUACAAGCCUGGUGCCGAUUUAGCUAUCAAAAAAGAAGAGAUCAUAAACCUUAUUAAUGAACACGUAAAUAAUAUUCGCAGACGUCUGCAACCUAUACGGACAAAUGUCGAUGGUGGACUGUACGUCGGGAUUACCGGAGUAUCUUUUAUGUUUUAUUAUCUGUCUAAAAAUUCUCUCUUGUCAGAGCUAAAACGUAAUUAUCUGGAGAAAAGUCUAGAGUAUAUAAAGCCAGCUUUAGAAGUAUCGGCUGGAGACAAAACAUCGUUUUUACUGGGUGAUGCUGGUACAUAUGCUUUGGCUACCGUAUUGUAUAAAGAAUUGGGAAAUGACCAAUAUUCAGAGAUGUUGGGAGCAUAUAAGUCUCUUUAUAGUUUAUAUUUGAAUCCAAAGUUUCUAAAAUGUGGUGGAGACGAAUUCUUUGUUGGCCGAGCCGGAUACUUGGCUGGGGCUCUGUGGUUAACCCGUGAAAUACAAACACAAGUCUUUAGUAAUGAAGAACUGUACAAAAUUUGUGAUAUAAUAGUGGCAUCAGGUAGGGAAUAUUCAACAAAACACAGGAGUCCUUCCCCUUUGAUGUACCAUUAUUAUAAAACUGAAUAUCUUGGUGCAGCCCAUGGUAUCAGUUUCAUCUUACAGAUGCUGUUGACUGUGCCUGGGUACUUGGAUUACAAUAACUCGGCAGCUAAAGAUAUUAGAGCUAGUGUUGACUUUAUAGCUUCAUUGCAGACCGAAGAGGGUAACUGGCCAUGCUGUAUGGAAGAGAUAGGACUAAGUGACUACAAAUUAAUUCAUUGGUGCCAUGGUGCGCCUGGCACUGUAUAUUUGAUGGCAAAGGCUUAUCUUGUUUAUAAAGAUGACCGCUUCUAUCAUGCUUGUGUCAAAGCAGGUGAUGUUGUGUGGCGAAAAGGAUUACUGCGCAAAGGUCCUGGCAUCUGCCAUGGAGUGGCUGGCAAUGGAUAUGUAUUCUUGUUGCUAUAUAGAAUAACAGGUGAUGAAAAAUACCUACAUAGAGCUAAACUAUUUGCUAAUUUUAUGAAUACAGAUGAGUUCUUGAGAGAUGCAAGGCAACCUGAUAAUCCUGAGAGCUUGUAUGAAGGCACAGCUGGUACUGUCUGUUUCCUGGCAGACCUCUUGAUUCCUGAAAAAGCAGAAUUUCCAUUCCAGGAUGUCUUCUCGAUCUAUUAAACUGUUUAGAUUUGUACUUUAUACAUGUUUUGUUAAUUAUUUAUUACAUAAUUUUGGUUAAAAUAGAUUUAAUGCUAAUAAUUGCUGUAAUUUUAUUGUCAA
This is a messenger RNA of Achroia grisella, 1479 nucleotides long. RefSeq names its product lanC-like protein 3. Gene Ontology annotation, cellular component: plasma membrane. The record is from RefSeq and is a predicted model, not a curated record. Gene Ontology annotation, biological process: carbohydrate metabolic process; peptide modification. NCBI's taxonomy places the organism in Eukaryota, Metazoa, Arthropoda, Insecta, Lepidoptera, Pyralidae. The coding region runs from base 94 to 1377 and encodes 427 amino acids. The transcript has a single exon.